Molecule: messenger RNA, 4290 nt
Organism: Colletotrichum destructivum
Lineage: Eukaryota; Fungi; Ascomycota; Sordariomycetes; Glomerellales; Glomerellaceae
Product: Putative centrosomin motif 1
Exons: 2
Coding region: 1462-4251 (929 amino acids)
Cellular component (GO): microtubule organizing center
Source: RefSeq, a predicted model, not a curated record
GGCGACCACCAACCGCCGACCGAGAGAAAUGUACAGUUUCGUCCCUGUUUAUCUCUUUCCUUCCACGAGUCAUCGUCAGAGCUCCGGUUCCAAUUCCAACUCCCAGUCCGUCAUCUCGACCAUCGGGCGCAAUCCGUCGCUCUGUUCGCUGCUCGACGCUGCAAUUCGUCGAUCCUCGCGAUAGCCCCCUGUCGACCAGUCGCCGUGUAAUUGUUUAAUUCUUCAGGUUCCAGGGUAACGACGUCCGGGUAUUGACAGAGUCGACGGCGGAAGAAGGGAGAGAGGCAAAGCGACAGGAGAAACGCAGAAAGAGCACAGUGAGGGUUCCUCUUGCCUCAGUCGCCGACCUUCUUUGCUCCUCUUCCUUCGUCUUCGUCUUUGACUUCGUCCUCGUUUUCACGAUACCGAAUCAUCGCUGGCCGACUACGACGACCACGUUGACGGUGACAAACACCCACGCGACACCAUCGUCAUCCAUCGCUUCCAUUCCAGAUACACCGGACCAUACGAUAUCCAAGUAUACUUUUCCGUCACCCCCUGCAGUCCCAGCCACUUCCGUCAGCUCGCCCUGCUUCGUCUUCGCUUCCGCUUGUGCCACAGCUCGAGACAUUCCAGCAUCACCACCCGCUGUCGCUUGAGACAUUCCUGCGCCAUCGCGACGGAAACCCCCGUGCCGGACUGGCUGCCAAGCUGGGCUACCGACUACGACGCGCACCCAGCCCAACGCUGUACCAAUAUACCCAACCGACUGCCGAUCCAACGACGUCGACCUCUCCGACAUCCUCGCUGCUCUCCCAUCCAUCCAUCGGUCCAUGGCGAGCCCUUCCGACCCAACGCAGCCCAUUGUGUGUCUAGCCGGCCUGGAGAACCACACUUCAAGAAAAGCUAGACACGAUUAGCCUCAAGGUUCACGCUUUCAGCGGCACGCCUUGCCCACCCAGGCUCACCACUUGCCGCCCGCCCUCCGUAGCGUCGCCUCGCUCCAACGCUGCAGCACACCAGGUUCAGGCCUGUUCCUGUUCCUGUUCCUGCGCAAUAGCAGCUUUCGAUAUACCAUCAAAGCGCAAUCCCCAUCCAUUCAUCACCGCCCACGACCCGAAAGUACCAUCCAGGGAUUCCGUCCUAUCCAAACCUAUCGAUUUCCCUCCCUUUUCGAACUCGUUGCACCCUCCUCAGCUGCGCUGGCCCGAACGCAAACUGCCAUCGGGUAAUCCUGCCCCCUCGGCAAGCAUCAUCCCGUUUGCUGCCAGCUUGCCGUCGCCCAAUUCGGCAUAUCUCUCUAUCUCUCUUUCUCUCUUUCUCUGGUCACCUCAAUUUUACUGCCGGCCUUGAUCUUCUUUGACUCCAGGGCCUGAAAGGUUCGGGUCCUCUGGUAACACAAAGUUCAGGGUCAGGCCAAUUGCCCUGGGUCGGUUGAAUUUGCGCACCGCUCGUUGUUUGUUUCUUUCACGCCCGACAAAGAUGGACUCCCAUCUUGUUCGGACACAGUCGCGCGACCGCGAAAGGUCCCAUGCCUCCCCCGUCUAUCCUCGCCCUUCAUCGAGAUCUAGUACAAGUACCAAUGCAACCCGGGCCACUCCUCGAAGCGCAAACAGCUCGACCUCGCACUUUGUCGCCUCUUCGCGGCCCUCCAGCGCUCACCCCCCUCAUAGAUUCCACCACAGCUCUUGCGCGCCCUCCACCGUGGCCUCCCGCCCAGGUUCCGUUGUGUCGAGAGGCAGGGCCUCUGAUUCCGGACGACAGGCCACGGCGGCAUCCAGCUACCUGCAAGACAAGCUGCAGAAGAGAAGGGAGGAGGCCGAGAGACUGGCCGCGGCGCGGGCUGCCCAAGAGAUGAGCGCUUCCAUGGAUCUUCCUGCACGACAUGCACAGAGUUCCCCUGCCAAGGGCGACUCUUUGGACGGGCGCCGGCCGGGGUCGAGUGGCGGCAGUGCGGAAGCCGCAAAGAAGACGGGGUUGGGUGCCAAGGAGAUGGAGGCCACCGUUUCCACGCUGCACAAACAGAACUUUGACCUGAAGCUCGAGCUCUUCCACCGACGCGAACGACAGAACGCUCUCGAGGAGCGCAUCGACGCCCUCGAGGCCGACAAGGCGCAGAUGGACGAAGUGAACGACAGCUUGUUGGACGAGCUGGAGAGGCGAGACAAGGCCGUGCAGGAGGCAGUUCAGAUGAUAGUGACGCUCGAGGCCCAGGUUGCGACCCUCUUGAAGGAACGGGAAAUGGUGCGGCAGAUCGAUGCGGCCGGCGUUCUGGCUCUCGAAGAGCUCGAGUCUCGCCUCAACGGCCCGACGCCGAGGCCCAGAGAAGCGAACAUAGCCCGGCUCGAGCAAGAUGCCAAGACUCUCAACCGUAUGCCAAGCUUCAUAUCGGAUCGUACCGAGAACACGGAGAACCUGCGCAAGGUCUACCUAAGUUCGCGCGGUAGCCUUCUCAGCUUGCCAAGGCUCACGACUGAGGCCGAAGAUGCCGACGCCCGCCGUGUCAACACCAUGACGAGCCCGAGCCUUAGCGUCCUCAGCGAGAGUUCCUUUGUAAGCGUGUACGGCGAGAGGGACGACCAGGACCGGACAGUCAUCGCCAACGCCAAUGCCGACAUGUCGAGCACUGUGGACAGCGCCGCGCCCCCUUCUCGGCCUCGCAACCCGUCGUACGACAGUGACCAGUCUGGAGUUUCAAGGCCACCUACCACAACGUCGACGAGGUCGAGUCGACCCACCAGAUCCAACUCUGUUGGGCGUACGACUGGCCCAGGCCAGUUUCAGUCCAUCAACGACAUCAUCGACCACACCUCUCACCUGCAGGCGCUGGCGAGACUCGACCAUACUUACUUGAGUAAUAUACUGGCCCAAGACCAGUCUCCGUCAGCGGGUAGAGGACAAUCGCACACGCAUGCGAGGCGGGUUUCUUUGCGCAAAGUGACGACGGACGCGCUGCCCCCACGAUCCGCCGAGCAAGUCUUACCUCCCACGCCCGAUACCAUUUCCACGUCAACACUUCGCAGGUUCAAGGCGUCCAACGAUACCCUUUCCAAGCAACGAGGAGGCAUAUCGGAUCAGCGCAGCUACCGGUCCGUUUCCGACGGCACCUCCAAGGGCGACGAGGGGGAGCACCAGGGAGGCGCAUCGGUGUCUCAGCAGCCUCCGGCUCCUGCAUUUGUGGACCGCAAAGAACCACCCGGCCCAACUUCCCUAGACCCGAGCCAGCCAUCGAUCCCUCGCCCUAGAUCAGCAGGUGAAACCACAAUCUCCAGUCACCGGGAUGUCGAUUGGGACUCGGACGGAGACUCUGUUCACUCGCUGGACUCCAGCCUUGACAUCUGGCUGCAGCAGGGCAAAGACCCGAGGUACAAGGAGCAAAACAGAAGCGCGUCUCCGGACCUCUUCAGCUUCCCGACGUCCGCCGGAGGAUGGAACACACACGCUAUCUUUGGUUCUGCCGGAGGUGCCUUUGACACCCCGGGCCUUGUGCCACACCACAGCAAUCAUGCGCAAGACCUCAUGUCGGUGCAAGAAUCUCUCUUCCCCGAUGGAGCCCAGCAGCCUCCACCGCCUAACCGGAGGUCGAGCCUCGGCGCAAAGACGGGGCCAACAUCCUCGAAGCACCCCCCAGUCAACGGAAAACUGCAAAAGUCGCCCUCCCAGAGCGGAUCACGGCGCAAUAGCGUCGACGCGCAAAUGGUUCAGCUGGCCGAGUCGGUCGCCAACACGACUCACAGUCCAGAGUUGAGACCCGGGACUCGAUCCAAGGACAGCCACUACCCGCCCUCGACUACAUCGGCGUCUCGUGGACAUCGUCUGAACUUUUUCAGACGGUCCAUCGGCGGCGGCACGACAACAGCCCAGGUGGAGCUUGCGUCUCCGGCGUGCCCGGCGGCCGUGCCACCUCCGUCGGUGGCAGCGACAGCGGGCUCCAUGGGUGUGCCAUCGUGGGUUCAACGGUCCCAUGUCGUUGAUGAGGAUCGGGCCAGCGCUACACCACCUCCCAUAAUGCGGAAUCCACGACCUGCCCGGUCUGGCAGCUCUGAUGAGGGAGCGCCUCUCAAUAAUGGGGUUCCUGCUGUGACCACAACACCCAUGGCAGCAACAACAACGCACGCUCUGCGUACGCCGAUGACGAACGGGACGCCUGCUUCCCCGGACACGGACACGACCUCAAAGGCCAACACAGGCAGUGGUGGCGGUCCAUCACAAAAGCGCAAGUGGCUUCCGGGAUUCGGUAAGGCGAGCAGUCUGCGGAAUCGUGCUGGAUGAAGAGGCCGGCAGUCGUUUUGACAAUCUUGACACUAUCAU